AUGAAAAAGGAGUCCAAGAGAUUGAAGACUGUUGUCAUUAUAGUUCUGCCAGUGGUUGUGGUUGUUGUACUUGUGGUAUUAAUUGUCAGCAUGUUAGUCUUUUUAAGAGCAAGAAAACAAAAGGAUGGAAUUGCAAGUUUACAAGUGGAUGACUCUGCAGACUUGGAAACUUUGGCAUUUGACAUCAGUACUAUAAGAACUGCAACAGAUGACUUCUCGGAUGAAAAUUAUAUUGGAAGAGUUGAAUAUGGAGCUGGAAGCCUUGUUAAUGAACAAGUAAUAGCAGUGAAAAGGCUCGACCAUCACUGCAUGGAAGGAGAUAGUGAGUUUAAGAAUCAAGUCCUGUUACUGGCUAAACUUCAACACCCGAAUUUAGUUCGAUCCAUUGAAAGGUCAAGAUUUGGACAGGGGACACGCUACAAAAUCAUUGGAGACAUUGUUAGAGGCCUUGUUUAUCUUCGUCAAGAUUCUCAAAUUAAAGUUGUCUAUCAAGAUCUCAAAGCUACAAAUAUUUUAUUAGAUCCAGAAAUGAAUCCUAAAAUUUCUGAGUUUUGCAUGGUAAAGAUGUUUCGACCUCGUGCACUAAGAAAUACAAGUCAGGGAUACAUGACUCCAGAAUAUGCAAUAGCCGGAGCAUUUUCAAACAAGUCGAACAUGUUUCAGUGUGGUAGUUUUGGAGAUUGUGACAGGCAUGGAGAAACUAGAGGGCAGGAACAACACUAA
Messenger RNA from Benincasa hispida (wax gourd), 723 nucleotides. The record is from RefSeq and is a predicted model, not a curated record. NCBI's taxonomy places the organism in Eukaryota, Viridiplantae, Streptophyta, Magnoliopsida, Cucurbitales, Cucurbitaceae.